Parnassius mnemosyne (clouded apollo) is the source of this 225-nucleotide messenger RNA. The record is from the annotation of a GenBank genome assembly. NCBI's taxonomy places the organism in Eukaryota, Metazoa, Arthropoda, Insecta, Lepidoptera, Papilionidae.
AUGUUCAAAUUGUUUAUCUUCGCGUGCUUCCUCGCUUUGGCUGCCGCCAAGCCUGGCGUCUACUCCGUUGCGUACACCGCACCAGUAGCGGCGGCGUACACUGCACCUGUGGCUGCAGCGUACACUGCACCCCUCGCAUACUCCACCUACUCAGCUUACACCGCGCCCCUAGCUUAUUCAGCAUACACUUACGCCUCUCCCUACUCUUAUUACCUCCGCCGUUGA